AUGUCGAGUUCACUCCCGAGCGCUCAAUGGCGCGACGUCGCGAGCGUCGAUGCGCUCAGCGCACCGAACGCGCGCUUGGCCGUCUGCGUCGACGGUCGACACCUCGCGCUCGUUCGCUCCGGAGACUCCCUUCGCGCGAUCGACGCCACGUGUUAUCACAUGGGCGGGCCGUUGUUACGGGCGGAGAUCGAGGACUUGCCGGGGCGAGGGGCGUGUUUGGUGUGCCCGUGGCACCGGUACCACGUGUCGCUGACCACGGGCGAGCGCGUGUACAGAAAUGUAGAGGGUGCGUGGAUCGGAAUCGCGAAGAAACAGCGCGUGCACGAGAUUAAAGAGGAUUUGGAGAGCGGUAGGGUGCUCGUGCGGUUGUGCGCGGACGAGGAUGGGACGUGGGAGAGCGAUCGGUACGCGCGAAAGGCGCCGCCGCCGAGCGUUCGCGGCGUCGGGACGGGCGGACGAGGAAUGCCGUCGUCGGGACAGGUGUUCAUGGCGUCCCGUCCCCGGGAGAUUAACGAUUUGAGGGAUGGAGGGGAGUGUGGACCGAUGGCGCGCACGAGCGGGGUGCGAUCGAUGGUUGCGGAGUCCAUGCGCGGCGGCGACGGCGUCGCGCCUUGGGCGAUGGAGCGCGGUAGAUUGGAUUCGGCGAACGCGUUCGGGGCGACGAGCGUGCGAAAUGUGCGCAGAGAGUCGAAAAUAAACGUUACAUUCGAUGAUGGGGACACCCGACGUAGAUCAGAAGGUGAGGAUGGGAAGUUUGGGUGA
Molecule: messenger RNA, 762 nt
Organism: Ostreococcus tauri
Lineage: Eukaryota; Viridiplantae; Chlorophyta; Mamiellophyceae; Mamiellales; Bathycoccaceae
Product: Rieske [2Fe-2S] iron-sulphur domain
Exons: 1
Coding region: 1-762 (253 amino acids)
Molecular function (GO): 2 iron, 2 sulfur cluster binding
Source: RefSeq, a predicted model, not a curated record